CACGUCCCAUCUUCUCCAUCCACCAUACCUUGUGGCGGUAUUUCCUGAAGUUAGAUCAAAAGAAUUUUCGUCUGGAGUUGUUGAGUGAUGUGUUGUCCAGUGGCCUUAACAUUUCCAAAACCCACCCGACCGCCCCUCAUUCUCCCCAAUACCCCAAAGAAACCUCUCAUUAUCAACAGUAAAGCAAUGCAUUAACCAGAGGAAUGUUGUCACUGAACUAUAAUUCCCUCUAUUUAAAGUGAUCACGUCAGGUUGUAGGUACUUUUCAGGAAUGAGUUAAAUCUGGAUUGUGCCCAUUCUCUUGAUUUAAAUAACGAGUGUAAAAUUGGAGUGGAGUGAUUGUGAUUUUCAACGUGAAAAAAUGGGCUUUUCUACAAGCCUCCAGGGGCAGGCAUCGCACGAGGCCCUGCUGGGUAGGCAGGACGCGGAAAUUAAACUCCUUGAGACUAUGAGAAGGUGUCUGACAACUAAAGUCAAGUCAGAUCGUGAGUAUGCCUCGACAAUAUCAUCACUCAGUAUUCAGGGUAAAAAACUUGAACGCUGUGAUGACCUCGUUGGCAGCCUGAUCACUCAGAAUCACGAAUUGUUUUUGCAGAGCUGGAGAGACAUUAUGGACUCUAUUGAUCAGACUGCCAAAUUGAUUAAGCAACAGGCGGAUUCUAUGGAGAACGUUGUUGUUGAACAUAUUAAUAAUCUACAUUCGGAGAGGAGACGAGCCAGGAAACUGUACCAGGAGGAGCAGACCUGGCUCACUAAUCAGUUUCAGCAGUUGAGUGAAGAUGUUGCCAGGAAGAAGACAGAGUACCAAAAGAAUCUAGAAAUGUACAAACUCGCACGUUCGCGGUUUGAAGAGCACUACGUGAAAUCUGGGAGAGGAGGGAGAAAGUUGGAUGACGUGAGAGAGAAAUAUCAAAAGGCUUGUCGUAAAUUACAUCUCACUCAUAACGAGUAUGUGUUACUCAUUGGUGCUGUGACAGAUUGUGAACAAGAUUUGAGGAAUUGCUACCUGCCGAGUCUUCUUCGCAGGCAACAGUCUAUUCAUCAGGAGUUCAUCGUUGCUUGGAAAAAAAUCCUUCAAGACACCGUGAAAUACUCCCACUUUGCUUCUGAGAAAUUUAUAGAGAUUCAAGCACAGAUGAAAGCUGCUGCUGAUUCUGUUAAUCCUCUCGACGAGUACAAGGAUUUUAUUGGAAAACAUCGGACUCGACCGGCGUCACCUCUUCGCCUCUCAUUCGAUGAGAAUUUAGUGGACAAUACGUCUGGCAAGCUACUACCAAACAAAUUGACCGUGGAUAAUCUAACGAUUGAUUGGCUACGUGGUCGUUUGACUGAGCUCGAGAGUUCCUUGAAGGCAGCGCAGCAGAAUCGCCAGAGUAUACAGCCAACCGAAAAUAACUCUGAUCCCAGCAAGAAGACGCCACUAGAUUAUUCUAGAGAGAGAGAAGAGCUGAGAUUACGUUGCCAGGAGAAGAAAAUAUCACGACAGGCGGAAAUGAUUCGUGGGGCUUUGAAUGAAUUGGGGUGCGAGGAAUUACCGUCUGGAUGUGAUCUGUCCAUGGAGGGAUCUUUCACAGAACCCUCAACACAACCGAAAGUGCCCAGUGGAUUGAAUAACUCCUCCAACAAUGAGAAGAGCAGUGGAGGUUUGAUCGAGGAGGAAUGGUUCCAUGGAGUAUUACCCAGAGAAGAAGUAGUUCGAUUGUUGGUGGUCGAAGGUGACUUCUUAGUGAGAAAAACCACCCGCAAUGACGAGUGUCAAAUUGUUCUAUCUGUAUGUUGGGACGGUCACAAGCAUUUUAUUGUUCAAACAACAUCGGAGGGUCAUUAUCGUUUCGAGGGUCCGACAUUUCCCUCAAUUCCCGAAUUAAUAAGACACCAGUGGAAAUCUGGCCUGCCAGUCACUAGUCGAUCUGGGGCAGUAUUAAAGACUCCAAUUCUGAGAGAGCGGUGGGAGUUGAAUAACGACGAUGUUAUUCUACAGGAGAAAAUAGGACGUGGGAAUUUCGGAGACGUUUAUAAAGCGAAAUUACGCUCGUGUCAGACGGAAGUAGCUGUAAAAACGUGUAAAGUUACGCUGCCUGAUGAGCAGAAGAGAAAAUUUUUGCAAGAGGGACGAAUACUUAAGCAAUACGAUCAUCCAAACAUUGUUAAACUCAUUGGUAUUUGUGUGCAAAAACAGCCUAUUAUGAUUGUCAUGGAACUAGUAGCUGGGGGCUCUCUCUUAACGUAUUUGCGGAAGAAUGCUUCGACGAUUGGCCAGAGGGAACAGUUUCGUAUGUGCAAAGAUGCAGCCGCCGGAAUGAGAUAUUUAGAGUCGAAGUAUUGCAUUCAUAGGGAUUUAGCUGCCCGCAAUUGUCUCGUUGGCAAUGAAUCGAUUGUCAAGAUCUCAGAUUUUGGAAUGUCUAGGGAAGAGGAGGAGUACAUUGUCUCAGAUGGAAUGAAGCAAAUUCCUAUCAAAUGGACUGCACCUGAAGCUCUUAAUUUUGGCAAAUACACUUCAUUAUGUGAUGUUUGGAGUUAUGGAGUUCUAAUGUGGGAGAUAUUCUCAAAAGGAGGAAAUCCUUACAGUGGAAUGUCUAAUUCACAAGCUAGAGAAAAAAUUGAUGCUGGAUAUCGAUUGCCAGCGCCUGACAACACGCCCGACGAGGUCUAUAAACUAAUGCUAAGAUGCUGGGAUUACGAGCCCGACAAAAGGCCACAUUUCGAACAAAUUUACAACAUAAUUAAUGCCCUGUGUCAGUCGCACGUUUGAAUAAAUUAACAACAAGAUUGCUCGUCUCAGUAAUUCUUUUCGCGUCCCCGUUAGCGACAAGGGAAUUAGAACAUCAAGACUCAUUGGAAUUCCAAAUUCAUGUAGGUAGAAGUAAAAAAACUAGGAUUGUAAUUCCUUAUAGUGUUUGUAACAUUCGACGAACGUUAGAAUUAGGUCAGGUAUUUGCACGUCUGAUGGAGAUUUCAGUGUUCUCAGUAUCGGCGAAUAUAACUAGUACUUGUAUUACGCUUCUGAGCGGUUCUGCUCAUCGAUAUUUUUGAUACAGAUUUGUGAUGUAACUCUAGAAAUGUGCACUCGAGUAUUGACCCGAAUCAUCAAUUCGAUUUGUACAGAAUUUGUAUUUAUUGUUAAUUAUUAAUUUAAUGACGCCGUUUAUUAUUAUAUAUUCAUGAGAAGGUUUGUUUAUUUAAACCGUUUAAUUUGUUCAAGACGCUCAUUGUAAAACAUUCAGGAUGUCAUUAUUGUCAAAUUUCUGGAGCAUAUUAUUUUAUUUUCGCAAUAGCAAUUUAUGUCAGAUCACUUUCUGCGACUAAGUUUUUAUACAGAUGAUUUAUUUUAUCAACGUUGUCUAGAUUACGAAUUUAUUGAUUAUCUCUCAUGUUACGAAAAUUAUGUUCUGCUGUUUGGAAGCUGAUCUCCGGCUUAUCUCCUCCUUUUUGUUGAAUCUGCGCUGUGCAAUACGUUAUUUACUUACAUACAGAUGUUUGCAUUUCAAUAUAAAAACGAGUGUAACGAUUUAUUUCGUUCUGAAUAUAAUAUGAUUAAAGUCUUGUUUUACUGCAUAGAAAAAUUAA
Molecule: messenger RNA, 3567 nt
Organism: Diachasma alloeum
Lineage: Eukaryota; Metazoa; Arthropoda; Insecta; Hymenoptera; Braconidae
Gene: FER
Product: tyrosine-protein kinase Fer
Exons: 10
Coding region: 362-2752 (796 amino acids)
Biological process (GO): peptidyl-tyrosine phosphorylation
Molecular function (GO): non-membrane spanning protein tyrosine kinase activity; ATP binding
Source: RefSeq, a predicted model, not a curated record